AUGGCUUCCGCAUCUACUUCCUUUUCACUAGCUCUCACACUCUUCAUUCUAGCAACAAUUGCAACUUCAACAGGAGUAGCAGCGAUAGGAUACAAAGCCCCACCAAAGUUGAUAUUCCGGCCGAGUUCUUGGUCUCAAGCUCAUGCCACUUUCUACGGUGAUGAAUCUGCUUCCGAAACCAUGGGGGGAGCAUGUGGUUAUGAGAACUUAUUCAACAAUGGAUAUGGUACUGCAACCGCCGCAUUGAGCUCAACGUUGUUCAAGAAAGGGUAUGCAUGUGGGACAUGUUACCAAAUACGUUGCACAGGAUCAAAGGCUUGUUUUAGAGGAUCUCCGAUUACUACUGUGACUGCUACAAAUCUUUGCCCUCCCAACUGGUCUAAAGACUCUAAUGAUGGUGGAUGGUGCAAUCCUCCUAGGGUUCACUUUGACAUGUCUAAACCUGCCUUUAUGAAUAUUGCUAACUGGAAGGCUGGCAUUGUCCCUAUUUUGUUCCGCAGGGUGCCAUGUAUGAAGAAGGGAGGGCUGAGGUUCUCAUUCCAAGGAAAUGGAUACUGGUUACUAGUUUAUGUGAUGAAUGUAGGUGGUGGUGGUGAUAUUGGGAGCAUGUGGGUGAAGGGCAGUAAAACAGGGUGGAUAAGCAUGAGCCAUAAUUGGGGAGCUUCAUACCAAGCAUUUGCCACUCUUUCAGGCCAAUCACUCUCCUUCAAACUCACCUCUUAUACCACUCGCCAAACCAUCAUAGCCAUCAAUGUUGCACCUACCAAUUGGCACGUUGGCUUCACCUAUCAUUCAUCUGUUAACUUCUCUUGA
Molecule: messenger RNA, 813 nt
Organism: Dioscorea cayenensis subsp. rotundata (Guinea yam)
Lineage: Eukaryota; Viridiplantae; Streptophyta; Magnoliopsida; Dioscoreales; Dioscoreaceae
Product: putative expansin-A30
Exons: 3
Coding region: 1-813 (270 amino acids)
Biological process (GO): plant-type cell wall organization
Cellular component (GO): extracellular region
Source: RefSeq, a predicted model, not a curated record